Messenger RNA from Symbiodinium sp. CCMP2592, 969 nucleotides. The record is from the annotation of a GenBank genome assembly. NCBI's taxonomy places the organism in Eukaryota, Dinophyceae, Suessiales, Symbiodiniaceae.
AUGGCCCAGCUCGAGGAUGGCAACUUCUAUGCCGCCGCACCUGUGGCCGACGAGGCUGGAUGGGGCUUCAUCUACAAGGAGGACCACGAGCAGAUGAUCAUGCAGGAUGACAUGACUGAAAAGAAGAUGACAAUCAACGAGGGAACCGCCUUGAAGUUCCUGGCCGACAACCACAAGGCCCCCCCGACCGGCCUCUGGUUCGGCGGAGAGACGAAAUAUGCAGUUACUCGUGUGGACAAGAACUUUGAGUCCGGAGAUGCGUCGUCGCCUGGCUUCGAUUUGCUCUUUACCGACCCUUCGUCUUGCGAGCAUCUUGUGGAGGACCAGAAAGAGUUUGUGUUCAUCUUUGCGGCCAAGCCCAAGAAGGGCGUGUCCAUUGCCAUCACCAAGACCCAGGAAGAGAAGGGCCAGGUCGGCGGCAACUGCACAAAGGCAGUUGUGGCCUUCGCAGAGUACAUGGUCAUGGCGGAAGAGGAGGAAGCGAGCUGGGAUCAGACCCUGGAUGAGUGGCUCAUCAGUGAGGGCUACUGCUAUGCCGCGGGCAUGGCCCAGCUGGAGGAUGGCAACUUCUAUGCCGCAGCACCCGUGGCAGAGGAGGCCGGGUGGGGAUUCAUCUACAAGGACGAUCACGAGGAAAUGAUCAUGCAGGAUGACAUGACAGAAAAGAAGAUGACCAUCAACGAGGGAACCGCCUUGAAGUUCCUGGCCGACAACCACAAGGCCCCCCCGACCGGCCUCUGGUUCGGCGGAGAGAAGUACGCAGUCACCCGCGUGGACAAGAAUUUCGAGUCAGGAGAUGCCUCGUUUGUCUUUAUUUUCGCCGCCAAGCCGAAGAAGGGCGUCUCCGUCGCCAUCACGAAGAGUCAGGUGAUCUGCGGAUUCUACGAUGAAGAAAAGGGCCAAGUGGGUGGCAACUGCACGAAGGCCGUUGUCGCCUUUGCGGAGUACAUGGUCGGCUUGGGCUACUGA